Messenger RNA from Arabidopsis lyrata subsp. lyrata, 1340 nucleotides. Its product is annotated as ankyrin repeat-containing protein BDA1-like. Gene Ontology annotation, molecular function: protein binding. The record is from RefSeq and is a predicted model, not a curated record. The transcript is spliced from 2 exons. Lineage: Eukaryota; Viridiplantae; Streptophyta; Magnoliopsida; Brassicales; Brassicaceae. Bases 14 to 1318 code for a protein of 434 amino acids.
UCUCUCUCUCUCCAUGGAUCCGAGACUACAACAUGCUGCUGAAACCGGAAGCAUCAAUGAAUUUUAUGCUCUGAUUGAUGAGAAUCCUUACAUUCUUGAUAACAUCAAUGCCGUGCCAUUUGUCAACACUCCUCUCCACGUAGCUGCAGCUUCUGGGAACAUUCCAUUUGCCAUGGAGAUGCUGAAUCUUAAGCCAUCGUUUGCCAGAAAGCUGAACACAAGUGGGUAUAGUCCAUUGCAUCUUGCUGUGGAAAAAGAUCAUAGAGAGUUCAUAACGUGGAUGAUCUGGCUUGAUCCCGGACUUGCUCGAGUUAAAGGGAGAGAAGGCAUCACACCUUUCCAUCUCAUAGCAGUAAAAGGAGACAUAAAUCUUGUGGUAGAGUGUCUCAAGUCUUGCUUUGAAUGUAUCCAAGAUGUGAAUGUGAAUGGCCAUAACGCUCUUCACCUUGCUGUGAUGAAUAAUAGAUUUGAAAUUAUCCAAGUCCUCACCGGUUGGCUCCAAAGAAUGAGCCAAAAAGAUUCUGCUUCCACCGAAUAUGAUUUCUUGAAUAGAAAAGAUUUAUCUCACAACACGCCUUUGCAUCUUGCAGCAUAUAAGGAAGAUCAUCAGGCGGUAAAACUGCUGCUAGAAUGUCAGCGGGUGAAACUGAACGAAGUAAAUGGGGAUGGUUCAACACUCCUUGAUAUCUUAAGAAACCAGGGACAGACUAGAGACUUGGCUUUGGAACAAGUUGUUGUAAGAACCGGGUGCAAGGAGGCGGCUUCUCUUCCGAAACUUGAGAAACCGUCUGAUCAGUUUAAGUCACCAGUCACUUUUUGGGGUCAUUGCUCCAUUGGCAUCAGACGCCUGAGGUCCGACACUUCAGAAGAAGGCCGUGCAGUCUUCUUGAUUAUAUGCACUUUGAUAAUCACAUCUACUUAUCAAACCGCACUUCAGCCUCCUGGAGGUGUAAACCAAUCCGAGGGUGGUGGUACCGCAGUGAUGAAACAAACAUUCUUCAUCGUCCUUUGGGUUUCUAACACUAUAGGCUUCUGUUGCGCUCUACUCUACACAUUUUGUCUCCUACCAAUCGGUAGCUUGUUUACAACAUGGUUCUUCUGGAUUGGAGCGUCUCUGGGAGUUUCUUAUGCGCUUGCUAUGGCUGUAAUCUCACCAAACCCUCUAUUGUUUCUCUGUGCGGCCUUUACCUUGUACCUGCUCUUUCCUAUGUAUCUCUUGAUAGAAAUUUUCAUAGCCCUGAGGCUGAGCCAUCUUAAGGCUUCAGUAAAUCGAAUGUUUGUGACAUUUUUGAAACAGAGAGGGACUUUGAGAAUCUAAAGAUAUAACCUUUCAACAAAUU